AUGUGUGCUCCUGUUGAAGCCCGGAGCUCGUUCGAAGCCCGGGACACUAAACCACUACGCCAACUGCUUCAGUUCAGCUUCCAAGAGCUGAAGGCGGCCACUGGAAAUUUCAGGCCUGACAGCAUACUCGGGGAGGGUGGUUUUGGAUAUGUUUUCAAAGGAUGGGUCGAGGAGAAUAGAACAACGCCGGCUAAGCCUGGCUUGGGAAUCACGGUUGCCGUCAAGAGUUUGAAGCCUGAUGGGUUUCAAGGCCAUAGAGAAUGGGUGGCAGAGGUGGAUCUUCUUGGACAGCUUCAUCAUCCGAAUCUGGUUAGGCUGAUCGGAUAUUGCAUUGAAGAUGAUCAGAGAUUACUCGUUUAUGAGUUCAUGACACGAGGCAGUCUUGAGAAUCAUCUAUUCAGGAGGACAAUACCUCUAGCGUGGUCCAACAGAGUGAAAAUUGCAGUCGGGGCAGCCAAGGGCUUGGCUUUCCUUCACGGAGGGCCCGAACCAGUCAUUUACCGAGACUUCAAGACUUCAAAUAUUUUGCUUGAUUCGGAGUAUAACGCAAAACUUUCGGAUUUCGGUCUGGCGAAGGCGGGCCCACAAGGAGACAAAACGCACGUUUCUACUCGAGUUUUGGGAACAUACGGCUACGCUGCUCCUGAAUAUGUAAUGACAGGACACUUGAGUUCGAAGAGCGAUGUCUACAGCUUUGGGGUUGUGCUCUUGGAGAUUCUAACGGGGAGAAGGUCGAUGGACAAGAAAAGGGCUCACAGGGAACAAAAUCUGGUGACGUGGGCCCGGCCGUACUUAUCCGACAAGCGCAAGGUUUAUCAGCUGGUGGACCCUCGCCUGGAGCUCCAUUACUCCAUCAAAGGGGUGCAGAAGAUAUCUCAGUUGGCCCUCAGUUGCCUUAGUCGGGAUACUAAUUCCCGGCCCUCGAUGGAUGAGGUCGUGAAAGUUCUCGUGCCCCUGCAAGACCUCAAUGACCUCGCCAUACUUUCUUGCCAUGCUCGCUUUUCUCAGCCCAAGAACAAAAUGCAUCAUUGUAGAUAA
This is a messenger RNA of Striga hermonthica, 1038 nucleotides long. NCBI's taxonomy places the organism in Eukaryota, Viridiplantae, Streptophyta, Magnoliopsida, Lamiales, Orobanchaceae. The record is from the annotation of a GenBank genome assembly.